Molecule: messenger RNA, 1025 nt
Organism: Boeremia exigua
Lineage: Eukaryota; Fungi; Ascomycota; Dothideomycetes; Pleosporales; Didymellaceae
Exons: 3
Coding region: 53-688 (211 amino acids)
Source: RefSeq, a predicted model, not a curated record
CGCGACCAACACAACCAACGCAACCGAGCGCUUCACGGCCUGCACGCACAACAUGGCGGACGACCUCGAGUACGAGCUCAAGGCCGCGGGCAAGGAGCUGGACAAGGACGAGGAGAUUGAGCGCAUCCGCAAUGUCUUCAGCCUCAACGCGUACGCCGUGCUCGACCUGCAGCCGGGCGUGCCCGACUCGGACAUCAAGAAGGUCUACCGCGCCAAGUCGCUGCUGAUCCACCCCGACAAGACGUCCAACCCGAACGCGCCCGACGCCUUCGACCGGCUCAAGAAGGCGCAGACGGUGCUGCUCGACGAGAAGCUGCGCGCGGGACUGGACGAGGACAUUGCCGACGCGCGCAUGCUGCUGAUGCGCGACAAGAAGCUGACGGCCGACGACGACGAGACGCGCAGCCCCGAGUUCCUCAAGGAAUGGCGCGAGAAGACGGCCUGGGUCAUCCGCGACAACGAGCUGCGCCGCCAGCGCCAGAUGAAGGCCCAGCUGCGCGAGGAGGGCCGCCAGCAGAAGAAGGACGAGGAGGAGGCUGCCGACCGCAAGCGCAAGCGCGACCACGACCAGGCCUGGGAGAAGUCGCGCGACACGCGCAUCAACAGCUGGCGCGACUACCAGCAGGGCAAGAAGCCCGAGGUCGACGGCGCCAAGAAGAAGAAGAAGAAGCUCAAGGCGCUGGGGUGAGCCCUCAAUAUCUCGUGCCUGCAGUGGUAUCGCACCCUCCACACGACUGCCUACCACUGUCCAUCCCAGCCUGUCGCAACCACGCCCGCGACCAACAUCUUUGCGCGUCCCCGCAUCACCGGUGGUUGAUAGUGCGUCACGCUCCUCCCAGCAUUAGAGUUUAGCAACGGUGCCAGCCCGGCUGCACAUUCCCUCGCAACGCCCAGCCACGCCGGCACGCCCGGCACCAGCCUCGCUCGAUGGUCAAGUAGCAGCCUCACGGCGUCACAGAUAGCGCGGACAUCCGCCCAAGACGCAAACACAUGGUACACAAACCGCGCUCACUGCUCAUCUGCGU